GUUGUUGCUAAUUUCUAGACAGCCAUUUUUAAGUCUUGACAUAGAUUUUCAAGCAGAUUUAAGUCAAAACAAUGUCAUCAUGGUAAACAACUCCAGUGUAGAUUUGGCCUUGUGUUUUAGGUUAUUGUCCUGCUGAUAGGUGAAUGUCUCCCAGUGUCUGUAGGAAAGCAGACUGAACCAGGUUAUUGUCCUGCUGAAAGGGGAAUUUGUCUCCCAGUGUCUGUAGGAAAGCAGACUGAACCAGGUUAUUGUCCUGCGGAAAGGAGAAUUUGUCUCCCAGUGUCUGUAGGAAAGCAGACUGAACCAGGUUUUCCUCUAGGAUAUUUAUUGUGCUUAGCUCCAUUCCAUUUAUUUUUAACAUAGAAAACUCCCUAGUCCCUGCUGAUGACAAGCAUACCCAUAACAUGAUGCAGCCAUAAUUGUGCUUGAACAUAUGGAGAGUGGUACUCAGUAAUGUGAUGUAUUGGUGAGUGGUACUCAGUAAUGUGUUGUAUUGAAGAGUGGUACUCAGUAGAGUGUUGUAUUGGAGAGUGGUACUCAGUAAUGUGUUGUAUUGGAUUGGAGAGUGGCACUCAGUAAUGUGUUGUAUUGGAGAGUGGUACUCAGUAAUAUGUUGUAUUGGAGAGUGGUACUCAGUAAUGUGUUGUAUUGGAGAGUGGUACUCAGUAAUGUGUUGUAUUGGAGAGUGGUACUCAGUAAUGUGUUGUAUUGGAGAGUGGUACUCAGUAAUGUGUUGUAUUGGAGAGUGGUACUCAGUAAUGUGUUGUAUUGGAGAGUGGUACUCAGUAAUGUGUUGUAUUGGAGAGUGGUACUCAGUAAUGUGUUGUAUUGGAGAGUGGUACUCAGUAAUGUGUUGUAUUGGAGAGUGGUACUCAGUAAUGUGUUGUAUUGGAGAGUGGUACUCAGUAAUGUGUUGUAUUGGAGAGUGGUACUCAGUAAUGUGUUGUAUUGGAGAGUGGUACUCAGUAAUGUGUUGUGUUGGAGAGUGGUACUCAGUAAUGUGUUGUAUUGGAGAGUGGUACUCAGUAAUGUGUUGUAUUGGAGAGUGGUACUCAGUAAUGUGUUGUAUUGGAGAGUGGUACUCAGUAAGGUGUUGUAUUGGAGAGUGGUACUCAGUAAUGUGUUGUAUUGGAGAGUGGUACUCAGUAAUGUGUUGUAUUGGAGAGUGGUACUCAGUAAUGUGUUGUAUUGGAGAAUGGUACUCAGUAAGGUGUUGUAUUGGAGAGUGGUACUCAGUAAUGUGUUGUAUUGGAGAGUGGUACUCAGUAAUGUGUUGUAUUGGAGAGUGGUACUCAGUAAUGUGUUGUAUUGGAGAGUGGUACUCAGUAAUGUGUUGUAUUGGAGAGUGGUACUCAGUAAUGUAUUGUAUUGGAGAGUGGUACUCAGUAAUGUGUUGUAGUGGAGAGUGGUACUCAGUAAUGUGUUGUAUUGGAGAGUGGUACUCAGUAAGGUGUUGUAUAGGAUUUGCCCCCAACAUCACACUUUGUAUUCGGUCAUAAAGUGAAAUGCUUUGCCACAUUUAUUUUUAAACAUUUGUAUUCUGUACAGGCUUCCUUCUUUUCACUCUGUCAAUUAUUAUUAUUAUUAUUAUUAUUAUUUCACCUUUAUUUAACCAGGUAGGCUAGUUGAGAACACCUUUAUUUAACCAGGUAGGCUAGUUGAGAACACCUUUAUUUAACCAGGUAGGCUAGUUGAGAACACCUUUAUUUAACCAGGUAGGCUAGUUGAGAACACCUUUAUUUAACCAGGUAGGCCAGUUGAGAACACCUUUAUUUAACCAGGUAGGCUAGUUGAGAACACCUUUAUUUAACCAGGUAGGCCAGUUGAGAACACCUUUAUUUAACCAGGUAGGCUAGUUGAGAACACCUUUAUUUAACCAGGUAGGCCAGUUGAGAACACCUUUAUUUAACCAGGUAGGCUAGUUGAGAACACCUUUAUUUAACCAGGUAGGCCAGUUGAGAACACCUUUAUUUAACCAGGUAGGCUAGUUGAGAACACCUUUAUUUAACCAGGUAGGCUAGUUGAGAACACCUUUAUUUAACCAGGUAGGCCAGUUGAGAACACCUUUAUUUAACCAGGUAGGCUAGUUGAGAACACCUUUAUUUAACCAGGUAGGCCAGUUGAGAACACCUUUAUUUAACCAGGUAGGCCAGUUGAGAACACCUUUAUUUAACCAGGUAGGCUAGUUGAGAACACCUUUAUUUACCCAGGUAGGCUAGUUGAGAACACCUUUAUUUACCCAGGUAGGC
Messenger RNA from Oncorhynchus keta (chum salmon), 2249 nucleotides. RefSeq lists its product as uncharacterized. Bases 579 to 1499 code for a protein of 306 amino acids. The transcript has 6 exons. NCBI's taxonomy places the organism in Eukaryota, Metazoa, Chordata, Actinopteri, Salmoniformes, Salmonidae. The record is from RefSeq and is a predicted model, not a curated record.